CGUCAAAUCAGUAUGCCGCUUCUUCCUUGGAGCACCACCCUCACAAGCACCACCCAGCCGCUUCAAGUAGAGUCUACCGUACCACAGACGAGAUCUCGACAAGAUGCAUUCGGCUUCACUCUCGUUUUUUGCUUUGGGCGCUCUCUUGAGCAUCCCGGCCCUCGCCGCGCCGCACCUCGCCGCACGCGAUGGGGAGGUGCCCUCACUACCGUCCGACCCCAACACGCCCCCCGGGUGCACCUGGUGGCACGACAACGAAGAUGGCAGCAUCCCAUGCUCCCAGAUUCCGGCCUUCUACGGCAACCCGUCCGUCACGUCCUCAUGCGAGAACUUCCUCAAGGGGAAGGCGUACUGUGUCGAGGGUCCUCCCGCCCCGGCGGCUCCCCCUUCAGGGCCGUCCUCUACCACCGCCUCGGCGCCAACCCCUACCAAGACCGGGAACGGCGUCACCACGCCCACGCCUACUCAGCCUGGGAUGGUGGACAACUGCAAGGCCUUCUACCUCGUCAGCAAGGGGGAGGCCUGCGGGUCCGUCAUCCGCAAGAACAACAUCAAGCUCUCCCAGCUCGUGGCCUGGAACCCUUCUGUCAACCCCGACUGCAGCGGCAUGUGGGCCGACGUGCACGUCUGCGCCGCCACCCUCGACGGCGGGGCGGACAGCAGCCCCGGCCAGACGACGCCCGGGCAGCAGCCGACGCCCCCCUCGCAGGGCAACGGCGUCCAGACCCCGUCGCCGGUGCAGGACGGCAUGACGGCGCGCUGCAAGACGUUCCACUUUGUGCGCCAGGGAGAGUCCUACUGGGGAAUUUCGAACCAGUACGGUAUAAGCGUGGAGGACUUUGUCCGAUGGAACCCGGCCGCCCGCUCCGACUGCAGCGGUCUCUGGGCCGACACAAAUGUGCCACCGGCCACCUUAUUCCCUGGCCGGAUGAGGAAGCUCUACACGAAGCCGCACGCUUGGCACAGCGAUACCGCCCGAGCUGGCAUGAUCUGGACGGGGCCGGCUCAGGCGGCAUCCCACGAUGAGCUCGUGGUCGGCCGCAGGGCCACCAGCCUCCCUGCCGAGAUUGGCUUCAUGGCACUCGUGCAAGACUGGUCUGCUACGCUGGCCGUAGCCCCGUCGUUUGCGUAUAGGUAGCCCCCAGUAGCCCCCCCAUAUUCGACAUCCAACGCCGGGUGGCUGUCUCUGUGGUCGUCGCAACUCGGCAUAAAGGAAAGAGCGUCGGGAUACGACACUCCUGACGGCCGUCCCGCCCGGUUGUGGCCUGCUGACCUGGCUCUCCUGUUAGCCGUCCCUUCUUUCUACCCACUCAUGUGUGCGCACAU
Molecule: messenger RNA, 1326 nt
Organism: Gaeumannomyces tritici R3-111a-1
Lineage: Eukaryota; Fungi; Ascomycota; Sordariomycetes; Magnaporthales; Magnaporthaceae
Exons: 3
Coding region: 104-1138 (344 amino acids)
Source: RefSeq, a predicted model, not a curated record